GGGGCCGGCAGUGCGCGGUGGGCCAGGCCGAGCAUAGCCGAGCUUGAAGGCCGCGUGCUGGGCCGGCGCUUCCCCACCUCCGGCACCGGCGGAGCGUUGAGGGAGAGGCGAGCUGCGGACGGGCCUCGGGCGGCGAGAGGCGGGCUGCGCUUCUGUCCGUCCGUUCGUGUCUCCUCCCCCAGCCCUUCCGUUAUCUCGGCCGUGCCAUAACAGCGGAAGGAUCGUGUUUCCUCGUGCGGUUUGCGCGAGCAGCAGCUGCUAAGCGAAGGACGUGCUGCUCGGCCGGGCUGGAAGCGAGGCGUUGCCGAGCGUGCCGUUUGGGUCGUCUGCUGCGGCCUAUUGAACAGCCGAGAAAGCAGGAAUUUCCCCUGGAGCGCUCUAGUUUUCUAUGGGUGACGAUUUUAUUUAAGGACUGUUAUGUGACAACUUAAAAUUUUCAUAUGAAACUUGAAAAUGGCUUCAAGAGGAACAACAGAGACCAGUAAACUGAAACAAAACUUGGAAGAGCAGUUGGACAGGCUAAUGCAGCAACUUCAAGAUCUGGAGGAAUGCAGAGAGGAGCUAGAUGCAGAUGAGUAUGAAGAAACCAAGAAAGAAACUCUAGAACAGCUGAGUGAGAUCAAUGACUCACUGAAGAAGAUUAUGUCUGGAGAUAUGACGUUGGUGGAUGAGCUCAGCGGCAUGCAACUGGCAAUACAGGCAGCCAUCAGCCAAGCAUUUAAAACUCCAGAAGUAAUUAGAAUGUUUGCAAAGAAACAACCAAGGCAAUUGAGGACAAGGUUGGCAGAGAUGGACCGAGACCUAAUGGUCGGGAAGCUGGGACGAGACCUGUACACACAACAGAAAGUUGAAAUCCUGACUGCUCUCAGGAAGCUCGGUGAGAAGCUGACACAAGAGGAUGAAACCUUCUUGUCAGCAAAUGCAGGUGCAGCCCUGAGCCAGUUUGAGAAAGUCUCCUCUGACCUCGGAUCAGGAGACAAAGUCUUCGCUCUAGCAAACUUUGAAGUAGAGAAGGCAAAGCAAUGAAGAGGUGUGUGAGACCUGUGAGACUCGAGUCUCUCCUGUUGUCAGCAGAAUUGGACUUUGGUCAUAUUGUAAUAGUUUUCUUUUUUUUU
Messenger RNA from Lagopus muta (rock ptarmigan), 1115 nucleotides. It is a transcript of the gene LZIC, whose product is annotated as leucine zipper and CTNNBIP1 domain containing. NCBI's taxonomy places the organism in Eukaryota, Metazoa, Chordata, Aves, Galliformes, Phasianidae. Gene Ontology annotation, cellular component: cytosol; beta-catenin destruction complex; nucleus. Gene Ontology annotation, molecular function: beta-catenin binding. The transcript has 7 exons. The record is from RefSeq and is a predicted model, not a curated record. Bases 454 to 1026 code for a protein of 190 amino acids. Gene Ontology annotation, biological process: negative regulation of Wnt signaling pathway.